CUUCCAGCGGCUACUCUAUUCCCUUCCCAUCCUCUUAUCAACACGCUUUGCUUAGCCCCUCUGACUGGGUGUUCUUAAGUAUUGCGCCUGCUUUUGUAUUGUUAUUCAUCGAUUUUCUUCUGUAACCCGUCACGAUGGCACAGUCUCCGGUCGCCGUUGUCUGCGUUGGCAUGGCAGGCUCUGGAAAGACGACCUUCAUGCAGCGAAUUAACUCUCACCUCCACUCGAAGAAGACCGUCCCCUAUGUCCUCAAUCUCGACCCCGCAGUCCACACGGUUCCCUUCGAAAGCAAUAUCGACAUUCGCGAUUCCAUCAACUAUCGAGAAGUCAUGAAACAAUACAACCUUGGACCCAACGGUGGUAUUCUUACCUCCUUGAAUCUGUUCGCUACCAAAGUCGAUCAAAUCAUCGCAUUGCUGGAGAAGCGGACGGCCCCCAACCCCAGCACCCCGACCGCCAAGCCCAUCGAGCACAUCCUGGUCGACACGCCGGGGCAGAUCGAGGUGUUUGUGUGGAGUGCUUCUGGCAGCAUCCUUCUUGAGACUUUGGCCUCUUCUUUCCCUACUGUGAUCGCCUACGUUAUUGAUACCCCCCGCGCCAGCUCCACGAGUACCUUCAUGAGCAACAUGCUCUACGCCUGCAGUAUCCUAUACAAGACGAAGUUGCCGAUGAUUCUUGUCUUCAACAAGACUGACGUUCAAGACGCCGACUUCGCUAAGGAGUGGAUGACCGACUUCGAUGCUUUCCAGAAGGCUCUGCGGGAGGAAGAGGAGGCUGGCGCGUUUGGCACCGAGGGCGCAGCGGGUGGCUUCGGCUCGGGAAGUGGAUAUAUGGGCUCACUGCUCAACAGCAUGAGUUUGAUGCUGGAGGAGUUCUACCGUCACUUGAGCUUGGUCGGAGUCAGUUCAAUGACCGGUGACGGAAUUGACGAGUUCUUUGAGGCUGUCGAAGAAAAGCGUCAGGAGUUUGAGCGUGACUACAAGCCUGAGCUGGAGCGGAAGAAGAAAGAGCGCGAGGAAACGAAGGCGGCGCAACGAGAACUCGAGCUGGGCAAGCUGAUGAAAGACAUGAACGUGUCUGGCUCCAGCAAGGGCAAGCAAACGGCGGACAACGAGCCUGAGACGGUCAGCGAAGCUGAGGAGGAAGAAGAGGCACGCAAGAAUGGCGAGGACUACGAUGAAGACAGUGAUGAUGAUUACAGAAUUCCUCGUGCCGGUGACAGUGAAGGGCUUACGCAGCGCUACAAGGACGCGCUUGCGGAGCAGGGCACCGCCCCGUCCGACCAGGAUCUGAGCUUUGCCAGAUACCUGCGCGCGAACAAUCUCAACCAAUGAUACCUGACCUUAGGGUCGAAAUUGCACGUUUUUCUUUUUCUUUGGAGAUUUGAAAAGGCGUUGAUGGCGGAGAUUUGAACAUAGCCAUGGUAAAUGAAUAGACAUUGAUGAUAACAGGUCAAAUCCUCAACGU
Aspergillus saccharolyticus JOP 1030-1 is the source of this 1467-nucleotide messenger RNA. RefSeq names its product putative ATP binding protein. The transcript has 2 exons. Lineage: Eukaryota; Fungi; Ascomycota; Eurotiomycetes; Eurotiales; Aspergillaceae. The record is from RefSeq and is a predicted model, not a curated record. The coding region runs from base 135 to 1334 and encodes 399 amino acids. Gene Ontology annotation, molecular function: GTPase activity.